This is a messenger RNA of Drosophila arizonae, 1094 nucleotides long. RefSeq lists its product as uncharacterized. The record is from RefSeq and is a predicted model, not a curated record. Lineage: Eukaryota; Metazoa; Arthropoda; Insecta; Diptera; Drosophilidae.
CUCGUCGGAUUACCACGUACGACUGUGCGACAUCUGUCCAAUGGUUUCCGUUUUGAGAUAUUUUCGCUGACGAUCAAAAGGUCAGACGCAAUUGGGCUAAGUAUAGGGAAGGGGGCGGUAGGCAGGCAAUGGAAACGAGUUGGGUUGGUUAGAUUGGGUGAGUUAGCCACUUUAUGGCUUGUUAGUAUGCAAAGAAUUCCAAUUAGCAUUGCGUUGCUUGCGCCUCGGCUGAGUGGCGUGUGCAGCGACUACCGAAUAAACUAGGCAAUUAAAUAAUUACACGGCUACAUCUUCAACAUAAAACCUGACAAUUAAUUAGCUGGCAGUCGACGCCCGUCUGAGCUGAAACUAACCUGGCCAGUGAUUCGAUUAUCUAGAUUUAAACGCAUUCAACUGUUUGAGAGAUGUACACAGCUUUGCUUGUCGCCUGCCUUCUGCUGCAGCUGGGCGCAGCGCCAGGAUCAGCGGAUGGAACUCCGCCGUUGCCCACGGCCUCGGCCAGGGGUCACUAUGGCCACGGCGCCGUUGGCUGGUAUCAGCCGGACAACAGCGGCAAGUAUCGCCACGAGCACAGGCCCUAUAAUGGAGGCUACGGAGAUAGAGGUCAGCCGUAUGCCAAUGAUCUGCGCGGCAUCUUUAGGCAGGCCGAGCAGCAGCUGGCCGCCAGUGUGCAGGAGGCUGAGGAGAACUUUGCUCUGGGGCCGCGCGAUCAUCUGCGUUUCAUGAUCGACUUCAACUACAAUGGCACCGGCUGGCAAAUAAUCCAGUUUGAAUGGGUGCGAGACGGCGAUGGCACAGCUGAGGAUCAGCGCCAGUUCAGCUACGUUAACGAGAACAGGCUCUGGGACACCGAGCGUCAAUCUCAAUCCCAGCCAGCUGGCGCCUAUGCAUAUGAGCAGCCCCAGGCGGAGCCAGUGGGCGAUCCHAACUGCGAGGAGCAGCCACAACAGCAGAGCUACGAGCAGUCAAAUAUCAAUACAGAAAAGGAUCCCCAGAAAGUGCAGUCAACGAUUAAUGAAGUUCUGGAAUAUAUACAAAAACGAAUCGUGCCGAAUCUUAACUAAAUGAAAUGGAAGUUAAAAUAUUAAGAGGCA